UAUAUUGCUAAAGAUUGUGAACUAAAAUCUUAUGCCUGUCCCUACAGAGAUGGAGUCCCACCUUAUAGAUAUCGUAAGCCGCAUCGACAUGAGAUCCACGAAAGUGCCAAAGUUAAUGGGCGAGUGCCACUACCUCAUAUUCCCCGCACAAACCGGAUGCCAAAGGAUAUUCACGUUGAGCCGGAGAAGUUUGCGGCGGAGCUCAUCAGCAGGCUGGAGGGGGUGCUGAGGGAACGUGAGGCGCAAGAAAAACUGGAAGAGCGGCUCAAGAGAGUUCGGCUGGAAGAGGAAGGUGACGAUGCGGACAUCUCCACUGCUCCCUCCCUGGCCAAUCACAGGAUUCCUCCAGCAGUCCACGUGCAGCAUUAUGGCGGCCGCUACUCUGAAAUGAGCUACAACGGGCUGCAGCUACGGGACGCACACGAGGAAAACCCCGAGAGCAUCCUGGACGAGCAUGUGCAGCGUGUCAUGAAAACCCCCGGCUGUCAAUCUCCGGGCACGGGGCGCCACUCUCCGAAGUCCCGCUCCCCUGACGGGCUUCCUGCGGGCAAGAUUCCCGGGAUGAUGAUGAUGCCGCUGUCCGGUGGCCAAGGCAAGCACCAGGCUCGGCUGGGCCCGAAGGGGGAAGCAGCGCACCUGCACCAUCACAAACACAUCCACCACACACACUAUGCCGCGGGGGGGAAACCCAAAGAGCAAGUGGAUGCGGAAGCCAUGAGGAUGCAUGGGGGACUGGCCUGGAAUAUGGAGCAACACCACUUUGGAUCCAAGUCACGCAACUUUGCAGAUGGGAUGAGCGUCGGCCCCAGUGCCAUGGACCCCAUGGGUUACGGCAGUAAAGGAAGCACACUGUCAAAGCGACCAGUCAGAAAAGGAGAGGAUGGUCGAAACUUUGAGAUGCGAGAGCCCUUGCCCCUUGAUGAUAUGGAGAGGAACCAGAAGAUCUUGCAGUGGAUGAUGGAGGGCGAGAAGGAAGCUGGCCGCUCUAAGAGGAGCCCUUACGGGAGCAUCUCUGGCUCCAAGAAGGCUCAGAGUCACGAGGUGUCGAGGCCCAGCUCGGUGGAGCGGCCGGGGGCUGUGCACCCUUGGGUCACCGCUCAGCUCCGCAACAAUGUGCAGCCCUCCCAUCCCUUCAUCCAGGAUCCAACCAUGCCCCCCAACCCAGCCCCCAACCCCCUCACCCAGCUGGAAGAGGCACGCAGGCGGCUUGAGGAGGAGAGGAGGAAGUCUGGAGCAUUGCAGGCUAAGCCGAGGCAUAAGAAUAUGAAGAAGCAGCCUUGUGAGAACAUCACCGUGGCCUAUUACUUCUGUGGAGAGCCCAUCCCGUACAGGACGACUGUCAAAGGAAGGAUCGUCACGCUGGGACAGUUCAAGGAACUGCUUACUAAGAAAGGGAGCUACAGGUAUUAUUUCAAGAAAGUGAGCGAUGAGUUUGACUGCGGAGUGGUGUUCGAGGAGGUUCGCGAAGACGAUGCCAUCCUGCCCAUCUUCGAGGAGAAGAUCAUCGGAAAAGUUGAGAAGAUCGACUGAGGCCGGGGAGGGAGGGACCGGGGCUGCAGAGGCGCAGCAGGAUAUGGAGAAAAGGAGGACGCGGCGAGCAGGUGCUGAGAUUGGUACAGCGAAUGUGGAUGUGCUGGAGAGCGAGAGGUGCAGAGCAGGAACGGAAAGUACACUAUUUACUCCGAGGCGUCUACCUCCGCACAACGGCUUUUAAAGUCACACAGCUGCUCAGUGCGCUCAAGAUCACUGCGUUGUGCACGGAGAGCCCUCGGACUCACAGAGACGAAAGCGUGAGGCAGCAUUCUCUCACUUUUGCUAUAUUUCUAACCCUGAAAAAUGUAAUGUAGCAAUGUAAAGUUAGCUUAGAGAAAAGUACUAUGAAUAUGUUUACUAAAGCUGCAUAUUUUUGAUAUGACGUAUCAGAAGGAACAUAUCCUUUCUAAUUUAACAACUCUUGUAAUUUUAUAUGUACUGGUACCAGAUGUGUACAGACUGUAUGUUUAAAAGGAAAAAGAGAAAGUUUUAUAUCUAUUUAAAUAUUUAAAAAAAAAAAACGGAAAAAAGAAAAAAAAAGCGGAAUCGGUUCACCCAUAUCAAAGCUGCGGCAUCAACCUGACCCAAAAUAUAGUGGGCUUUCACAAAGCUGCGGUUACGGAGAAAUCGCAACCCGCGCUUUACCAAGUGCUUUUAACUCAUAAAACUGGUUUGUUAAAUGCGUUAUGCAUUGAUGUCAGAGGAGUACCGCUUUGAGCAGAUGUCCUGUAUGACGAUGCCUUCACAUUGCUCUCUGUCCUUCGCUGAUGUCAUGACAUACAUGAUAAUAACACAGCAUGAUUUCAGAGCAAAGGAUGUAGCACUGUCAAAUGAUUAAUCGCGAUUAAUCACAUCCAAGAUAAGUUUGUUUACGAUAUGUAAGUGUUUACUGUAUAUUUGUGUAUAUAUAAAUGCACACUCGUACAGUAUAUUUUAUAUUGUAUUUAUUUAUAUUCAUAUAUCUUAUAUAGGUUUUCUCAAAUAUAUACAUGCAUGUGUGCAUAUCGAUCGAUAUAUACAUAACAAAUAUAUACACUUAUAUUAUGCAAACAGAAAAUUGCGAUUAAUCAUUUGACGGCGCUGAAAGGAUGAGUGCGGCAAUUUUAUGAAACUAAUAUCUCACGAUGUUUAAGUGGCAGAAGUUAUAAGUCUGUAGUUUAUAUCCAGAAUCUGUAAGGUGGCUCUCCAGGUGUGAGAUCCGCAGCAGCGCUGACGCCUGUUUAGGAGCAGGGGAAUGUGAGACUUGAGGAAGAGGACGCGACGUGCUGGUCGUCCUGGGGUCCAUCGUCUGUCUAGUGCCAUUGGACAAUAUACGGAUCAUGUUUACACUUACCUUAAUGUAUUACAGAACAAGAAACGAAUCGAGCAUUGUAGCCUUUUAGCUUAACACGGCUAAAUGUGGUGCCUGGCAAGAUUGAAUCGUUUUUAACAAAUUUAGUUUUAGCCAUGUUGAGAUCAUGAAACACCAAAGAGAACAAUCUAUCGCAGGAGUCGAAUGAAAUCCGUUUGCGUUGUUUCAGCGACAAAAAAAAAUGAAGCUCCUUAGAGUUUUCAGGCUGCGUGUUGUAAUGAAACACAGAGAAGUGUAACUAACCGCUAGGACAGGCCUGGCGAGACCGAGCCAGACGUGGUGCUGUAACGGUAGAAUGCUUUCUGUUGAUCCGGCAUCCCAUUUCUGCUUUAGUUUUUACAUUUUUAAUUCCCCGUGUAGUUUGAUUUAAGUUGCUAUUGUCAUCGAUGUUUGUUCAGUGAUUUGUCAUGUUUGUUUUUAUUUUUUUUCCCCCACGUUCAGUUAGAAUUGUUUUAAGCUUUCAUCAACUUGAACAAUAUGGGUACUUGAUGCAAAAUAUGGAACAUUUCUCAUGUUUGUUUCGACUGAUUUUUAAUUACGGUGUAAUUGUCAACUGGGAUGUAAAGAGUUAACUACUGUGAAUAGCUUGGGCGUGAGCUCCUCUCACCGAAUGAUGGAUGACCUGUACAUAGACAUCACAGAGUGCCUUUCUGACCAUCCUCAUCUCUGAUCCACGGUCUGCUCUCCUCACUCCAUGUGUCCAGUACCAGGGACUUGCAUUAUGUUUUUAACUUUCUUAAGAACUUUUUUUGUUGUUGUUGUUUCCUUUGCGAAGAGCAUCAACACACUUUAAGUCUUUCUAUGUAAAUAUGUACAUUUUUUUUUCUUUUUUUUUAUGUGUCUUCAAGGACAACCAGCAACCCAAUUUGGAUAUUUAGUGCCCUGGUUCUGCUUAAGUGUGCCGAGAUUGUACAGUUCACAUUUUAUGGUACUUUGGACAAUAAAGACAUGUUAUAAAACAAA
This is a messenger RNA of Carassius auratus (goldfish), 3847 nucleotides long. Its product is annotated as axin-1-like. The record is from RefSeq and is a predicted model, not a curated record. The annotation marks the transcript as partial. NCBI's taxonomy places the organism in Eukaryota, Metazoa, Chordata, Actinopteri, Cypriniformes, Cyprinidae. Gene Ontology annotation, molecular function: molecular adaptor activity; I-SMAD binding; beta-catenin binding. Gene Ontology annotation, cellular component: beta-catenin destruction complex; nucleus; plasma membrane. Gene Ontology annotation, biological process: positive regulation of protein kinase activity; negative regulation of canonical Wnt signaling pathway; positive regulation of proteasomal ubiquitin-dependent protein catabolic process. The transcript has 7 exons.